Messenger RNA from Patiria miniata (bat star), 2611 nucleotides. RefSeq names its product gamma-aminobutyric acid type B receptor subunit 2-like. Gene Ontology annotation, cellular component: G protein-coupled receptor heterodimeric complex; membrane. The transcript has 17 exons. The record is from RefSeq and is a predicted model, not a curated record. Gene Ontology annotation, biological process: gamma-aminobutyric acid signaling pathway; G protein-coupled receptor signaling pathway. The coding region runs from base 126 to 2426 and encodes 766 amino acids. Gene Ontology annotation, molecular function: G protein-coupled GABA receptor activity. Lineage: Eukaryota; Metazoa; Echinodermata; Asteroidea; Valvatida; Asterinidae.
GCGGAGCGACCGUGCCGGUGAAGCGGCACCCCAUAUAUAUCGGGGGGUUCUUCCCGAAAUUCAACGACCCGGCGUAUGACUUAUUGCCUGAUACGGUACAGACAGCCAUCGAUCAUGUCAACAAUAUGAGCGGGCUGCUGGAUGGCUAUGAGUUACGGUUGAGAUGGGAAUGGACCAAUGGUGGCCCCGCUAAUGCACUGCAACUUCUCCACGACUUCAUCUACACAGAGCCCCGCGUGCUAAUGACUUGGGGGCCGGCGUUAUCUAGCGAGGCUAUAGUAGUGAACGAAGUAGCCGCAAGAUACAACCUCAUUCAGAUCGGUCUGGCCAAUUCACCGACCCUUGGAGGGCAGAGCUACCCGCUGACCAUACGGAUUUGGGAGGAGGAAAACGAGGUCAACCCUGCCAGAGUGGCCUUGAUGAGGAAAAUGAACUGGUCAAGGUGUGGCCUUAUCUUCGAUGAGUCAAGUUUCAGACAGCAUUUCGAUGAUCUCGCUGAGCUUCUGCGCACCUCAGGUAUCAGCGUGGUUGCUAUGGAGACGGUACAAGACGUCACGCAGUCUCAGGAACAGAUCAAAAGCCUGAGGCAACAUGAUGCUAGAAUCAUUUUCAUGGGCUUCUACCAGGAGGCGGCCAAAUAUAUCUUUUGCCAGAUCUACAACAGCGGCUUACGAGGACCCAAGUACGUGUGGGUCGUCCCUGGCUGGUACGCGGCGGAGUGGUGGUUAACGGCCUCAGUCACAACUCACGGUUGCUCAGCUGAACAGCUGGAACAACUCCUGCUGUAUCAUAUCUUCGUCAGUGGAGUUCAGAUUAUUGACGACGUAAACCGCAUGGAUUAUCAGGGUUUUAGGCCGCAGUUGGAUCAAACGCAACGGGCCUACCUGGAGUGGUUACGAUCACAGAGUAUCAUUGACAACAACUGGGCAACACUGGCCUAUGCAUACGACGCCCUCUUCGUCAUUGCUUUAGCUCUUAACUCUUCCAUUGCGGACCUGAAAGAAAUGAUACCACCGAGGAGACUCGACGCGUUUGACUUCAGCGACAGGGAGAUGACGCAGGUUUUUCUACGGAACGCCGAGGCGAUCGACGUGUACGGCAUAACGGAUCACUUGGUUAUUGGUAAGGACAGGGCGAGGGACUUCACGGAGUACGUAUACAUUGAGCAGAGUCAAGGUAAUGGUUCUUAUGUGAAGGUUGCCAAAUAUGACGCUGAAAAGAAAUCAGUGACACUUCUACAAGGAAAGACGUUCAUGUGGUCAGGUAAUGACCCUCCCGUAGACGGUAUAACCGAGAUUGAAGAAUGGAUCACCGUCCCUCUUGCCAGUAAAGUCCCAUGUUAUCUUCUGUCCGCACUGGGCACUUUACUUGCGCUGUUCUUUCUGACGAUCAACAUUCGAUACCGGCAGAAAAGGGCCAUCAAGUUAUCAAGUCCCAUGCUGAACAACCUGAUAGUCGGCGGAUGUUUGUUUCUCUACGCGUCUGUCUUCGUCUUCGGCUUGGACGUGUCACAGCUGAAGGAGGGCACCUUCAUCACUGUUUGUUUUAUUGAAACUACACUUCUUUGCAUCGGCAUUUCUCUGGCGUUUGGGGCGCUCUUCCUGAAGACUUAUCGCAUUCAUUUAGUUUGGACCAACUCCAUGCGUCACGCUAAGAGAAUAGAGAUAUCUGAUACCAAGCUAAUGGCUGGCGUCGCAUCCAUGGUAACCGUUGACGUCAUCAUCAUUCUGCUGUGGGUCGUAGUGGACACAACGAAUGUGACAAAUGUGCUUCUGGCAUCAAAGCUAGAUGAGUCAAAUCCAAUUCCGGAGGUGUAUAAAGUGCCCAUGUACCGGGAGUGUACCUCGGACAAUCAGAUUGUCUUCAUCGCCAUCAUCUAUGCCAUCAAGGGCCUGCUCAUGUUGGGAGGCAGCUUUCUAGCGUGGGAAAUGAGACGGAUCACCAUAGCAGAGCUGAACGACAGUCGUUUCAUCAUCAUGUCCAUCUACGUUGUCGUACUGACCUUGGCCAUCACCGUGCCGACACUGACCGUCUUAGCCGAGAAUCGAGGCUUGUAUUUCACCGUGAGGUCCCUGGCGAUCAUAGUCGCCAACACCGCGGUCUUGUGUCUGGUCUUUGUUCCUAAGGUUGCAUUAUUUUUGAAGACAAAAGAUGGCGAAUUAAAGUUACACUUUGGUCGAGACCAGAUGAGCGGCUCGAAGUCACCCGGAUCUACCCUCAACAUGGGGCCGGGUCAAACGUCGGGACUCAUGGAUAAAUUAGUCCAGAAACACAGAGAGUUAUCUGAACUCAACGCUCAACUCACCCUGCUCUUAGCGAAUAAAAAUAUCCCAUCGAGCAAAGACAAGAACCAGCAGGGUGGCCGCACGAGAGGAAGGUUACGUCUGCCAUCUCCGAAUGAAACUACGGAACAUUCAAGAAUUUAGAGCUAUGAAUGGAUUUCAGAUCCAUUGUUCCAUACAUGCUGCGUUAUCUCGUCUUUAUUGUAAAGGUUACUGAAGCGUAUGGCACUGAUUGUUUUACAAACCAUACUUUUGCACAUUGCACUAGCGAUAUCAUUGAUGAUCACACACACACAAGUGUGUAUUUGCCUGCAAUCGGGGACCCCCUA